Boeremia exigua is the source of this 2343-nucleotide messenger RNA. Its product is annotated as polysaccharide lyase-like protein family 4. Lineage: Eukaryota; Fungi; Ascomycota; Dothideomycetes; Pleosporales; Didymellaceae. Gene Ontology annotation, molecular function: catalytic activity; carbohydrate binding. The record is from RefSeq and is a predicted model, not a curated record. Gene Ontology annotation, biological process: carbohydrate metabolic process. The transcript has 2 exons. The annotation marks the transcript as partial.
CUGACUAUCUACAUAGAGAUGCCAAAAUCACCGACUUCUUCAUCAGGCUAACACGCUCCGCUGGGAUGCGCUCUCGGAGGCUGAGGCCGUGCGACAGACGUGCGCUCCUCGGCUCGGUCGCAUCCACACCGAAUCCCCGAUAUGAAAUUGCCAUCCCCUCAUUUACCCCGGAUGUCAUGGGAUACAAGGCCAAUUUGCCCCUGAAUCCCCAUGAAGUUCUCCCGUCUACCGGAUAAAAUUCUGGGGUUGGGGAUAUAAACAUGGGGCAUAUGCGCCAUGGGGGCCUGCUAUCCGCACUGUCUACGGUUCAGCCGCUGUUUCAACCAUGCGUUCCACUCUUGCAACCACAGCCUUGCUGUCGUUGACAUCGUCAACAUGGGCUGCGCUCAAGGUCUCGGAGAACAACAGCAGUCUGACCAUCUCCAACGACCGCCUCGUUGCGGGAGUCAGCAAGUCUCGUGGCUACGUUAACCUGCUCACGCUCGACGGCCAGAACCUCCUGGGUAAGGAGAAUGGCAACACCGGCGUGGGACCGUAUCUGGAUUGCUACUGCACCCCGUCUGGAUUCUGGACACCCGGCCGCGGUAGCAAGGUCGACUACCAGCUGUUCAACGGCACGGACGCGACUGGUGUGAGAUACGGCGGCAUCAGCAUGGGCGAGACGUACGCUCCAACUGGUCAGCGUCUCGAGCAGUACUGGUUCCUGAGGGACGGCGAGACAGGUCUGCACACGUUCAGUCGUGUUGCGUACUACAACGAGACUGCGCCGGUUCUGCGCAACCUGCAGGAGCUCAGGACCAUGUUCAGGCCCAACCACGACCCGCCGCUGUUCACUCACUUCGUGACCAACGAGAACUUCGAUGCCCCGAGGCCGGAUACCGACGGUCAGGUGGUCGUGCAGGAUGCUACAUGGUAUCUUCCCAACAAAGAAGACCCUUACGUGAAGGGCGUCGGUGACUACUUCACCAAGUACACGUUCCAGGACACUUGGAGGAAGCACAAGUCUCACGGCAUGUGGGCAGACGGAUCCGGCAGCAACAACGGAACAACCUAUGGUGCAUGGAUGGUGCACAACACAGUUGAGACCUACUUCGGUGGCCCGUUGCACUCGGACCUCGUCGUCGAUGGAAUCGUCUACAACUACAUCAGCAGCAACCAUCACGGCGACCAGACCCCCAACAUCACUCACGGCUUCGACCGGACUUUCGGGCCGCAAUACUACCACUUCAACUCAGGCGGCUCUCUCGAUGAGCUGCGUGCCGACGCCGACCAGUACGGUCUCCAGCCGAACUGGAACGCGAAGUUCUACGACUCCAUUGCCAAGCACGUCCCCAAUUUGAUCACUGCAGCUGGUCGCGGCACGUUCAAGGCCGACAUCGACCUCCCCAAGGGCGCGAAGAACGCGAUCGCUGUUCUCGCGCAGAGCGGCGUCGACUUCCAGGACAACGUCUUCGACACCAAGGCCUACCAAUACUGGGCCGAAGUCCCGUCGAACGGCAAAGUCAGCAUCGACCGCGUCAAGGCCGGCAACUACCGCCUCACCGUCUACGCCGACGGCAUCUUCGGCGACUACACCAAAGACAACGUCAAAGUCACCGCCGGCAAACCGACCUCCGUCAAGGCGAAGUGGUCCCCCGAAAGCGCCGGCACAGAACUCUGGCGCAUCGGCACCCCGGACAAAUCCUCAGGCGAGUACCGCCACGGCACAGCCCAGUCCCCCACACACCCCCUCCUCACCGAGGAAUACCGCCUGUACUGGGCAGCCUACGACUUCCCGACCGAGUUCCCCUCAGGCGUAACCUACAAGAUCGGCCGCGACGACCCCGCCACCGCGCUCAACUACGUGCACUGGAGCUUCGUGGGCGGGAAGGGCAACUACGUGCGCCCGGUCCCGGAGUACGAGAACAUCAACAACUGGACGCUCCUGUUCGACACCAGCGCCGCGGCCCUCAAGCACAAGAAAACCGCGACGCUGACCGUGCAGCUCGCGGGCGCCAAAUCCGCCGCAGGCAACACCGAUGUCUUCAACGCGAGCGAGCCGUACGCAAACCUGCCCUACACCGUCAACGUCAACGGGAAGGACCUGCAGCCCUGGAUCAUCCCGUACCACCACUCGAGCUCGUGCGCCGUGCGGUCUGCGGUCGUGUGCUACAAUAUCGCGCACAAGUUUGUGUUUGAGGCGGGGUUGUUGAAGGAGGGUGAGAACGAGGUGGUGCUGAGUCUGCCGUACAAGGGGGGCAACUACGAGAGUGCGGUGUUGCCUGAGGCGUUGUAUGUGCAGUACGAUGCGCUGCGGUUGGAGGUUAAGUAGCGGAUUGGGGCGCGGCCCUGCGGGUAGACUGG